Molecule: messenger RNA, 1971 nt
Organism: Ostertagia ostertagi
Lineage: Eukaryota; Metazoa; Nematoda; Chromadorea; Rhabditida; Trichostrongylidae
Source: the annotation of a GenBank genome assembly
AUGGGGCAAUCCAGGACUCAACGUCUUUUCAUUGUUUUAGUUGCAUACUGUCUUUUGCUGACUCAGUUUUCGGUAGCGGCCAGUCCUGAUAAGAAGAUUCAAACGGUAGUCAAUCUGCUGGAUUACAUCGCUAGGGACUAUGCCGGGGCGGUGGAGAAUAAGAAAGUUGUCAACGCGACCGAAUACGCGGAAAUGACCGAUUUCGGGACAUCCGUCUAUUCGCUGAGUCGUGAAAUCGCGUUUAAGCAGACGAACGACAAAAAGCCGAUACUCGAUCAGAUUCGCCAGCUACAGCAGCUUAUCGCUGCCAAAGCCGAUUUGUCAGCCGUGGAUUCGCUAGCCAAAAAAGUGCGAUCUGAACUCAUAACCGCCACGGGUUUUAAUGUUCUACCCGUCCAAUAUCCCAAUCUAGUAGCGGGUAAGUCACUAUUCAAAACCUAUUGCGUAGCCUGUCACGGUGAACGAGGCGAUGGAAACGGCCCAGCGGCCAAAGGGCUUUCCCCCGCGCCAACCAAUUUUCUGGAUACUGGCUCCAUGCGAGCGGUUUCGCCCCUGGCCGCCUUCAACACACUAAGCAUUGGCCUACAAGGCACCGCCAUGCGCAGUUUUUCGGAAGAGCUAAACGAAAAGCAACUGUGGGAUCUGGCCUUCUAUGUGAAGGCACUGCCCGCCAGCCAGGCGGGCAUGGAUAGCAUCCAGGCACAGCAGAUUUUGACCAUGAUGGACAAAUCGGUGCCCCUGGAAACGAUUGCCGCCAGCUCGGAUGAUGACUUACUUCGCCUAUUGAGCGGUACUCCCGCCCAGCGCCAGGAGAAAUUGGCGGCCCUUCGGAUGCAGGUCCCACCCAGUGGGCCGAAUACCUAUAUUGAACGCACCAAAAAUAGCCUCCGCGACGCACUAGCCGCUUACGAACAGGGAAACACCACCGAAGCGCGGCAACUAACGCUGACCGCUUACCUGGAGGGGAUAGAACCCAUUGAAGCCCAGUUGAAAGCGACCAACCCUAAACUGACCGCUUCCAUAGAAGAACAAAUGCUGCUGAUCCGCAAACUGAUUGAAUCCGGGGCCAGCCCGCAACAGGUACGUCAACAGAUUGCGAAAGCAUCUAUCCUGGCCGACGAGGCCAGGAGCGUUUUAGGUGAGCAGAAGUUUUCGUUCUGGUUUUCGUUUCUGCUGACGGUUUCCAUCCUUUUGCGGGAAGGGAUCGAGGCUUUUUUGAUUGUGGCUUUGUUGCUGGCGAUUGUGCGCAAAACAAAUUCAGUCAAAGCGCAGGUCUGGAUACAUGGGGGAUGGAUAACGGCGAUAGCGGCUGGCUUCGCAGGCUGGCUGGUAUCCGGCUGGAUACUAGCGAUCAGCGGGGCGAACCGUGAAAUCAUGGAGGGUUUUGUAUCGCUGCUGGCCGUUAUUAUUCUGGUCUAUGUGGGUUUGUGGCUGCACUCGCAUGCCAAUGGCCAGAAAUGGAAAGAAUUUGUCGAAAUCCGUUUGUCGAAACUGGUCAAUAGCGAGAGCCUGUUCGGAUUAAGCUUUUUUGUUUUCAUGGUUGUUUUCCGGGAAGCGUUCGAGUGCAUUCUUUUCCUUCAGGCGAUAAAAUUGCAGACCCUGACGAGCGCAGAAAAUGCCAUUGGCUGGGCCACUGUGGCCUCUUUUUUCAUCAUCGCCGGGUUGGUGGCCUUCGUGCUGAAAUUCUCCAAACGCCUACCCAUACCCCAGCUUUUUAGCUUCUUUGCCUGGAUCAUUGCCUUUCUGGCUGUACUAUUGAUCGGCAAAGGGGUUCAUUCUUUGCAAGAAGCGGGCUUUGUCUCGGUUUCCGCUGUGCCGUUGGCAAUACGGGUAGACCUGCUGGGCCUCUAUCCAACGCUUCAAACCAUCGGUUCGCAACUUCUCCUUGCGCUCCUUUUUAUGGCAGUGCCAUCCUGGAAAAAGAAAGCUCCGCAAAAGCAGCGCAUCCCUGAAAAACAAGCGGCUGAUUGA